AUGGGCAAAACCGGUCGUGGGCUUUCGAACGGUGAGAAGAUGCUAAAUUUAGUUUCAGAUAACGCAAAACAAGUCUCUGUGUUCCUCCACAAUGGGGUGGGUGCAAAACGUAUUUCGGUCGUAGCUGGAAAUAUGAAUCCUGAAAGUUACACAAUCACCUUGCAAGUCAGCGCAUUUCACAUGUCUGCAGUUUCCGCCAUCCUUCGGAACAUAUCUCGUUGUGUGAUCGUGGAUACACUUCUGCUGCGAGCGCUCAGCAGGAGUGAGAAAACUUGUGACUUGUCAAUAAAAUUCAAACAACAUUGGGUGAGGGCGCUAGAUGACCUACGCUUUCAAACUCCGAUUUCUUCAUGCUUCCAUGAGCUUGCUUGCUUUGCAAAC
Messenger RNA from Opisthorchis viverrini, 381 nucleotides. RefSeq lists its product as hypothetical. The transcript has a single exon. NCBI's taxonomy places the organism in Eukaryota, Metazoa, Platyhelminthes, Trematoda, Opisthorchiida, Opisthorchiidae. The record is from RefSeq and is a predicted model, not a curated record. The annotation marks the transcript as partial.